Choloepus didactylus (southern two-toed sloth) is the source of this 719-nucleotide messenger RNA. RefSeq names its product BCL2 associated X, apoptosis regulator (gene BAX). Gene Ontology annotation, cellular component: mitochondrial outer membrane. The transcript is spliced from 6 exons. Lineage: Eukaryota; Metazoa; Chordata; Mammalia; Pilosa; Megalonychidae. The record is from RefSeq and is a predicted model, not a curated record. Gene Ontology annotation, molecular function: channel activity; protein homodimerization activity; protein heterodimerization activity. Bases 4 to 642 code for a protein of 212 amino acids. Gene Ontology annotation, biological process: positive regulation of apoptotic process; mitochondrial fusion; intrinsic apoptotic signaling pathway in response to DNA damage.
ACCAUGGGCACGCUGCGGCCGCCCGGGCGGACCCGGCGAGAGGCGGCGGCGGGAGUGGCGGUGAUGGACCCGUCUGGGGAGCAGCCCAGAGGCGCGGGGCCCACCAGCUCUGAGCAGAUCAUGAAGACAGGGGCCCUUUUGCUUCAGGGUUUCAUCCAGGAUCGAGCAGGGCGAAUGGGGGGGAACACACCCGAGCUGGCCCUGGAGCAGGCGCCCCAGGAUGCAUCCACCAAGAAGCUGAGCGAGUGUCUCAAGCGCAUCGGGGACGAACUGGACAGUAACAUGGAGCUGCAAAGGAUGAUCGCAGCCGUGGACACAGACUCCCCCCGUGAGGUCUUUUUCCGAGUGGCAGCUGAAAUGUUUUCUGACGGCAACUUCAACUGGGGCCGGGUUGUCGCCCUUUUCUACUUUGCCAGCAAACUGGUGCUAAAGGCCCUGUGCACCAAGGUGCCCGAGCUGAUCAAAACCAUCAUCAGCUGGACGCUGGACUUCCUUCGAGAGCGGCUGCUGGGCUGGAUCCAAGACCAGGGUGGCUGGGACGGCCUCCUCUCCUACUUUGGGACCCCCACGUGGCAGACAGUAACCAUCUUGGUGGCCGGAGUGCUCACCGCCUCGCUCACCAUCUGGAAGAAGAUGGGCUGAGGCCCGGGCGGCCUCGGACUGUGUCUUUUCUGCAUAAAUUAUGGCAUUUUUCUGGGAGGGGGGGUGGGAUUGGGGGA